Messenger RNA from Funneliformis caledonium, 588 nucleotides. The record is from the annotation of a GenBank genome assembly. NCBI's taxonomy places the organism in Eukaryota, Fungi, Glomeromycota, Glomeromycetes, Glomerales, Glomeraceae.
UAAUUAUGACGAACAACAGAUCAUCUGUUCAGCAAUUAGUUGUAUUUGGAACUAUUUGCUUUGGAAAGCUAAUGAAUUGCUUAUUUCCAAAAAUCAACCAUCUUCAGAGAUACCGCUUGAUAAAAUGAAUGACUUGAUUGUUAGAAGAGAUCAGGUAGUUCAAACUUUAUUUGAAGUUGGCUUAUCAAUUUCUUCAGAAGCACUCUUAAAAGUCAAAACAACGGCAUUUUCGACCCUUGGUAACAUAUAUUGGUUAUUUUCGAGUGAUAUAUUUAAUCCCGAAAUUCCUCAGCCUAGUGGUUCCCAAUUGAAUCUUUCCUGCCAUCCAGAUUAUCAAGAAAGAAUUGAACAAUUUAUAACUGAGGAAAUUCAAAAUUUUAGAAAUACAAUAUUAUCAGUAAAAUUAAAGCUCGAAGAAGAAACAAGAUCAAGAUUAGAGGAAACAGCAUUAAAAAUAUUAGAAGAUGCGUUAAAUAAAAAAUUAGAAGUGGCACAAAACAAAGAUCAAAUUGAAAACGAAAUUGAAACAAUUAGAGAAAGAAUAGAUUACAUCCAGAACGAGGAUGAUGAAACCGAAAAACUUUUAGA